Olea europaea var. sylvestris is the source of this 1252-nucleotide messenger RNA. RefSeq names its product protein CDI-like. Bases 197 to 979 code for a protein of 260 amino acids. Lineage: Eukaryota; Viridiplantae; Streptophyta; Magnoliopsida; Lamiales; Oleaceae. The transcript is spliced from 2 exons. The record is from RefSeq and is a predicted model, not a curated record.
CCAACAUUAAAAUCCAGAAGAAAAAAGAAAAAAGAAAAAAGAAAAAAGAAAAAUAGGAAAAAAGAAGAAAUUCCAGACUAUUAAAUCCCUGAAUCCUUUUCUUCCACAUUAAGGAAAUCUCUCUUCACUUUUUUCCUUCAUUCAUAGUUCUAUCUGGUUCUGUUUUAUCAAGGAGGAAAUAUUUUUUGUUGAAAUUAUGUCUGAGGGCACGUAUUUAAAUGGAAAUGGAAAUCGCCAAUAUGGGUUCAAUUCAAACGCGAAAUCCUUUAAGAUUUUUAUAGGUUAUGAUUCGCGGGAGGACGUUGCAUAUGAGGUUUGUCGCUACUCCAUACUGAAAAGAACCUCAAUCCCAAUUGAGAUUUUCCCCAUUAAGCAAUGUGAAUUGCGCCAAAAGGGGAUUUACUGGCGGGAAAGGGGGAAUUUAGAGAGCACUGAAUUUUCUUUCUCGAGAUUCCUAACCCCACAUUUGGCGAAUUACAUUGGUUGGGCCAUUUUUGUGGAUUGUGAUUUCUUGUAUUUAGGUGAUAUUAAGGAAUUAUUUGAUCUGAUUGAUGAUAAGUAUGCAAUAAUGUGUGUCCACCAUGAUUACACGCCUAAAGAGGCCACCAAAAUGGAUGGAGCAAUUCAGACUGUGUACCCAAGAAAGAAUUGGUCAUCUAUGGUUCUGUACAAUUGUGGGCACCCAAAAAACCGGAUGCUAACACCAGAGGUAGUGAAUAAGGAGACGGGGGCAUUCCUGCAUAGGUUUCAAUGGUUGGAGGAUAAUGAGAUUGGGGAAAUACCAUUUGUCUGGAAUUUUCUUGUGGGGCAUAAUGCGGUUGUCGAGGGUGAUCCCGAAACAUACCCUAAGGCUAUACAUUAUACGCUUGGAGGGCCCUGGUUCGAGAAGUGGAAGGAUUAUCAAUUUGGGGAUUUGUGGUUGAAUGAAUUGGAGGAGUACAAGAAGAGCGCAGAGAAGAAGGUGGACGACCUGAAAUGAGGCAUCACUUAGCUGAUCCCAUUCUUCACUUGGUUUUUUCGGUACGUUUAUCUCCGAACAGUCUGUGGAUCUAGUUGAUCUUCAUUAUUGUAAUAUUCAUAUUGUUUCGUCUGUAUUUGUUGUAUGUUGUGGUAUAGUCGAUCAUUCUCAAGAGAUUGGAUUGUAAUAUCAUAUUUCUUAGCGUGUAUUUAUUGGGGAUAAUGCUCUGUGUACACGAUAUACAUAGCUCAAUCCAUUUAUUGGAGCAAUAAAAUAACUUUGAAUUGUCCUUGA